CUAGAUAGAUACAGAUAGACGCGAAACAGCUAGACCAACAAGCAAAAACAGCUGUACAGGUCGUAGAGCUCAGUUGGCUCUCAGUUGUAGCUUAUCAACGGAACACAUCACCAAGUUUCAAGAUUCUCAGUGGAAAGUUAAAGAUACAGAAUAUGUGCUGAGAUACUGGCUGAGACUCUAGAGCAGCUGGGAAUGUGCUGGCAGGGAGGGAAAAUCGGAAAAAUUCUCAUUCGGUUCGGGUAGUGUGUGAAGCGAGUCGGUCGAUUGACUGAAUUCCACUGUUCCAAUGAUAACUCUGCAUGUAUCUGUAUCUGUAUCUGAACCGCAACGGGCCUGCUGUUGACUCGCAACUCUAAACGAUAAAUUUAGAUUAAAGGAGUAGAUAAAGUGUGAUGUUGUUGGGUUUAUCGCAUGGGAGUGAAGUUAACCACGGCAUAGCUGGGUCUAGUGUCUCAACAACGGCCACGAGCUUAAUCAAAAGGUCGACUCAGCAACUAACCAGACUCAGAUUAGCCAAAUAAGCGAAGUGUAUGUGUCCCGCGGCCAAAGUUGCGUUUAAAGCUGUUUUCGCUUGAAUGCUGAAGUCUAGUGAAGCUUAAACUGCGGUUCGGUUAGCACCCCAUGCUCUUAAACGAAACGAAAGAUACAAAGUGACUAGUACAGUGUUUUUAGAUACAGAUUCAGGAUACGGAUAUAUUGGGAAUACCAGAUAUUUUUUGCCGGGAAGAGAGAGUCAUUGUUCUGAAGAUUGUCUGGAUACUACGAGAAGUGCAUGUUUCGACUGCCUGUAAGCGGGUCAGGAUUACAAAAGGAUAGAUAGAUUCAGCGAGAUAUUGUGGGGAUCAGAUCGACGUUGAUGCAUUUAGUAGAUCAUUUCGCACAGACGCUCUUAUGAUCAGCUCAGAAAGUCUAUAGAGCUGCUGAGUAGAACGAGUCGUUAUCUCGAAGAUUGAGGCAAAAGAUAAAUUGUUUCCGCGACUCGCAGCGCUAGAAGCUAUUUCAUCCACGUAGCUAUCUCGCAAGCGGCAAUCUGUGAGAUUUUCGCUGAGCGUCACGAAGACUCUGGAAAAGUGAUUGACCGGCUGGGAAACUCAGUAGACUCGAAUUACGGAAGUUUGCCCGUCGACUCCUCUGACUUGGGCAACACAACUAAUAAAUUUUCCUCUGUGAAAAACGCAUAGCUUUUCCUGGAUAAGACUUUGUGCGCAAUAUUUACGACACGACAGUGUGGUUCGCCCCCAAUUCACUCUCACUUUUCAGUACGUUACAACGCCCGACUCUCGGACCAAGUGGGCUCGGGAAAGCAUAGGAAAAGCGACUGAUUAUAAACACAUUAGCUGCUGAAAGGUCGAGACUCUGUUCAACGAGACAGGAACCCACUAAGCAUUUUCCAAGCAUUUCAGCCACAUCGCAGAUACAUAGAUACAAUCCAUUCCGAACCCGGUGCCAGAUACUCUCGGUACACAGUACGUCACAACAACAAAUCGCGCCUGUAACGUGGUGGAGCUGACUGAGUUUGGUGGAGUGUGUGGAGCAAAGUGUGCCUACGUGAUUAUCUCGUGACUGCUUAAUUUAAUAAAUUUAUUAUUGUACAGUGGUCGCCACAUUGGAACGACUAGAUUCGAAGUGUUUUAGCUUUUCUGCGAUUGCUGGGGCCAGACACAGGCCGCAUAGCUCGGUGUAGACUAGCCGACCCCCCAAUAGAUACAUCGUCGAUUGCGGAGCUUGGGCGCAUUUUAUGAAAAGAUACAUUAUUGCUGCAUUUAGGCGUGUGGUGACUUCUAACAUUAAGUGGAAAAUUCCGAUAGUAGUUGGAGCGAGUUUGGACUGUGUUACGUGUUACUAGACGAUCUUAAGUAGUUGGAAAAGAUAGUACUCCCCAGACUGGCUUUGAAUGGCCCAAGUGCGUUUGUGAAUCGGAAUUAGCUUGUGGAUUGCGUGCAGGCUCGCGGUAUUGUUCAAGUGCCGGGUCAUAGACUGUGUGAGAUUCGUUACAAGGGACCAAAUCCAAGCCAAGGAUCAAUCCUCUCAGGACUAGUGCUCGCACCAAAUGCAGAUUUUCAAGAGUAGUUGCGACAUAUUGAAUUCGCUGAUAAACAUAAAUAAGAUUUAACAGACUUUCUUCCAAGUUGAAUAACUGAAAGUAUCUUGCAAGAUAUCUUUUUUAAAAAAAAGUCAAUAACCCCCCGAAACAGUUGCAUUUACCCCCUCCUUUUCUUGGAAACCACGGAAAGCCAUCAGUACAGAAACCUCAAACGAAAGAAAAGACUUUUCUAAGACAUUCAUUGCCUGUGACCGCGGUAUCUUUUUCUUAACCAUAAACGUAUCUAGGUAAAUUUUAAUGUGUACACCGAUCGAAAAAAUUGCCGAUAGAGUUCAUUCGAAAGAAAAUCGUGUUCUACCAUUCUAUCGAAAACCACGCUAUACACGUAACUGUUCCGUUUGGAAUGUAAUAUCGCGGCCUCACACGUUACCGGUAAAAUCUAAAUCUGAAAACUCCCCAUUGACCGUUAAUCGUAUCUGCUACUAUUUCUACCAUUACUAUUCCUACUUUGAGUGAGAUCAAGUAGAAUUAGAUUUUCGUGAGUGUGAUUUUCGCAACAAAAGUUUCGAAUUUUUUGAUUGAAAACUCGAGGAAAAUUCGCAACGAACGUUCCGAAAUUCGCAAAUAAGGUUCCGGAAAAAAAAAAUUUUAAAUAUUUUUUUUUUUUGAAUAUUUGAAAUAUCGCGUUUGACCAAUUGAAGAAUGCAAGAAUCAUUGUAAAACGCGAUAAUCGGGUGGAUCUGAGUUAUUUUGGUAGUAAGAGAUCGCGUUGCCAAAAUACCCGAAGAAGGGGGGCGAUUUGGUGGUGCAGUGCAGUGCAAAGUGCAAUACGAAGAUCGAAAGAAAAGUGUCGGGAAAUUCGCGUUACACUCGGUAUUCCCAUUUGUUCUGAGUGCUGUUUUCCGGACGCGACUCCAUUCGGCCAGAGACUCAGCCACCAAAGGUGUACGUGCCGCAUAGUACGACCACCGCAAAAGGAUAUAUACCCAUCGUUCGACCUUGAAUCCGCCGUUGUUAUUGUUAAUUGCGUCGUGACUACAUCAAGUGCUGCUCAAGGAGUAAACGCCAGCCAAGCGACUGCCAUCGAUUAACGUCUUGGCGAAAAUUAAUUUUUCACAUUCAACAUCAUCGUCCCGCACCACCGCCAUCAGGACCUACUACGACAUAAUGGCACAGUAUUGGGAAUCAAACGGACAUGCUCCCCAUGCAGUCAAGUAUGAAAGUGAUGCAGCUGUAGCGGGUUUUCCAUAUUGUGGAGAAUCUGGUCUAAAUUUUUCAACAUCAGCAGCCGCUUACAGUGAGGAUGACGCAGAAUAUGCACCAGGGAGACGAAAUAAGACGUCCAGGCAAGAUCCUCUAUCGCAUCGAAUCAUUGAGAAACGAAGGCGAGAUCGAAUGAACUCAUGCCUGGCUGACCUAUCACGUUUGAUACCACCCCAAUACCAAAGGAAAGGACGAGGCCGAAUAGAAAAGACAGAAAUCAUUGAGAUGGCCAUCAGACACCUAAAACAUCUACAAAACGAAUGUGUUCAUAAGGAGAUCGAAUACAAAAUGGGUUAUACAGAUUGCAUGAAGGAGACCGCUAAAUUUCUGUAUGACACUCAGAUGCAGGAUUUAUGCUAUCAACUUCUAGCCCACCUGCAGGAACACUGUGAUGAGAUAAUGAAGAAUGAAUGCUAUAAAACCAGAUGCAAUGUCGAUUCCAUCAGUGCAUCAAGUGGCAGUCCGCCAGCACAUAACUACCAUCCACCGACGUCUCUGGCGCAGCUUCGUGACAUGAUUCCUUCAGAUGUAGAGCACAGCAACAGUAACGACCACAAUGAUGUCAAGGAUUUGAGUUUUCGUAGUCAACCACAUCAAGCUCCGGUCAUAACAUCAACGGCUCCACCCUCCGUUCAUCAUGAGUCAAGCAAUCACGAUUUCGAGUCAUCUCGCGAGCCAAUAUGCCACCAAGAGAAUGGUAUCGUGACUCCACCUCCACUUCAGCAGAACAGCAUCCUUCGAACGGGUCGAACAAGGAACAUUUCAGAGUCUUCGCAUGAGGUUGAACACAACAACAACUACAAAUACAAGAAUCACAUCAAGCAGCGAUUCAAUCAGGAUAGUCACCUGCACGAUGAGUCAACAGGCGAGCAUAGCAUAGGAGGAUCCAAUAUGGCAGAGGCAAACUCAAGUGUUGACCACCCGAAGACCACGCUGGACCAGACAGUAGGCUGCAAGAAGCGUAAGAUUAGUGGAUGCGAACCCACCGAGAAUGGAGCGUAUGACGAGAAAGCUUUGACCAAUGGAGACAUUAAAUCCGAGUCACCGGUGCAUCAUACGAAGCCCGCGUUGAAUGGCACUCGCCACUUCACAGUUCCCAUCUUUGCGCUACAUGGCCAGGGUACCUACUAUGUUCCGCUGAACAUCGACUACGAUGCCUUGCUCCCCUAUCUGCAUGGUGUUGAUUUGCUCGACAAGAACUACUGUUCCGUAUCAGCUCUGCAUCCAAUCAAUAUAAGUGUUAACUUCUCACCAAGCCAUCCACGAUCGCAGAGUUUUGCCCGACCGAAACUGGAAGCCAUUGCCAAUGGUUGGUAGGUCGGCCAUUCGGCAAAGCAACAUCUACCUCUAAGUUUUAGUUUUCAAAUUUCUGAACAGUUCAAUGGGAACUGAUCACCUUUACCACCACUGACAAGGGUUGAUUCGUCCAGGAUCAAACGCUUGACUAUUUCCAUAAAAACAAAGCCAGAAUUAGGUGUUUUUUUAUAAUUUCUCCUUUCUUUUCUUUCUUUUGUCUUUGUCAUGGCUCAUUUUGCGAAAGUGCUGAUGAGAGUAUUUUUGUAACUCUUUUUUCGUAAAUAUUUUGUUUUUUUUUUUAAUUAUUUCGCUACUGACUUCACAUCCAUAGUAGGACAUUUUUUUAAUUCUAGAGACUUUUAGAGAAUUUUUGCAAGGGGUGUUCAUUUCAAGCCUCACACGGCAGGGCCCUUUCCAUCAGUUGAACAUUUUCUGGGUAUCCUGAAUGCCAAUCACAAUUUCUUUAUAUUUAUCCAAUUUUUUAUGCAUGUACGAGAUUUUAAAUGACAAAAGAUAGUUGCAACCAAUAUUUUAUUGUAUUUAUACGUUUUUGUUCUCAUUCGAGGAAAUUUGAUUGAAAACUGAUGGAAAAUGGAAGGGUUUCACCGUGGUUUUUUCUUUUCGUCUUAAUUUUAUAAACAAUCAAAAAUAAGAGUGAUUUAUAUUGAUGUUCGUUAAGUGAAAAGUAAAGUGUAAAGUUUAAGAGAAUUAUACAAAACAAAAUACAUAGGAGAGGAUACGAGUAAAAAACAAAUGAAUGAAACUAAUACCAUUUUGCAAUUGAUUCCUAGUCAAAAACUACAAAAACUAUUACAAAUGUAAAUAAACUAAAGUAAAAUAUACUGUUUGUACCUAAGGUAUUUUUCAAGAUGAUAUAUAUAAAGCUAAAUAUAUAGAUAAAGCAUUAAGGAAGAAAGAGAUGAGAUAUAUUUGUUAAAAAUAUUAAGAAAGAAAUAAAAAAUAAAAUAUGUUUUAAA
Messenger RNA from Hermetia illucens (black soldier fly), 5580 nucleotides. It is a transcript of the gene cwo, whose product is annotated as transcription factor cwo. Gene Ontology annotation, molecular function: protein dimerization activity; RNA polymerase II cis-regulatory region sequence-specific DNA binding; DNA-binding transcription factor activity, RNA polymerase II-specific. The coding region runs from base 3212 to 4624 and encodes 470 amino acids. Gene Ontology annotation, biological process: regulation of neurogenesis; regulation of circadian rhythm; anterior/posterior pattern specification. Gene Ontology annotation, cellular component: nucleus. The transcript is spliced from 4 exons. Lineage: Eukaryota; Metazoa; Arthropoda; Insecta; Diptera; Stratiomyidae. The record is from RefSeq and is a predicted model, not a curated record.